Linum trigynum is the source of this 1966-nucleotide messenger RNA. NCBI's taxonomy places the organism in Eukaryota, Viridiplantae, Streptophyta, Magnoliopsida, Malpighiales, Linaceae. The record is from the annotation of a GenBank genome assembly.
UUCAGAGUUAGGCAGAAAAUAUAAUAGAAUUGGCAGCUCAAAUCGAUGAUGCAAAAUCAACAAAUGGCCCCUUAAUUUUCAUAUCACUAUAUUAUCCAUAGUCGUAACUCGUAAUGUCUGAAUCGUUAAUACAAACAUUUUGAGGACUGAAAUAAUAAUGAAGUUGAAGAGAAGGGACUUGUAUGAAGUUAUCCCUCGACUUUUCUCGUGGCAAAGUGAUCCCGCCGGUUUUGACGGCGAGACUCGACCAAUUCGCGCCAUCGGCCUUGGGAAUAUCUCUCUGCUCCGUUUAUCCUUUUCUAUUAAUUUUAAAAUUGCCUGCCAGCUCAGCCUCUGCUAAAUCUCCCCGCGAUCUUUAUGGGCCUUGGGCCCAGGCCUAAAACUCCUGCAGGGCCGAAACUCGUGCGAGGAGCGGAAUAUUUCCACUUCGGGGAGACCAGACUCAGUAGCGAGUUAGCGAAGACUGUCCUCGUGACUGCGACUGUGCGGCGGACGAACGAACGAUGAAAUGAUGAUCUGAUCCCUGAAAAUUUACAGACGGGUUGCGGCGGGAACGAUGCAAAAGCUCGGAACUUACCUCACUUCUCCGUCUCAAUCGAUCUACUGAAGUUUCUUACAGAGAUCGGCCAGCUCUCUGCUAGAUCUUCUCUCGGGAAACCCUCUCUGUAAGCUCCCUUCUCUCCAUUUCACUAGUGAUAUGAAGAUUUCGGUUCCUUUUGUCCUUCGCUCAUUUGGCUCAUGAAUCGCCGACGAUGCUUACGCCGCCGUCGUUCAGGUUUUUCAAUCGCCAUUUCACUAGCUUACUGGGAUGGAUUAAGCAUUUUUUUUAAAGCCAAAUCGGUAAUUUUCUUGCGGGAAAUGAAACCCUUUUGAAGCCAUUUCAUUAGGUAUUGAUGUCUAGUGGACAAGCAAUUAGCUCUAGAGUGAGCUAUGUUGAUAGUGUGUAAAUGGGCAUUUGCUCUGUAUUAUGACUAAAUAAAAGGAUUUGACUUGGGUACCUAGCUUACACAAAUCCUGUAACUUCACUUUCCAUUGCGCUAAUUCUUCUGUGAGAUGUAUUCUAAGUAAUUUGAUUUGGACAAUGCAGUGAUUUGUAGCGAAAGAUUAGUAUCCGGGGAUGGCUUCUCACUCGAACAGAAGCCUAAUUAUACCAGAACCUGCUGCUGAAUCAUCGGUUUCGCAUCUGACCUGGUUUUACCCUGAGGAGCUCUUUGCAUCACCGAAAUCGAGCUCCGGUUCGUCGGAAGGAACCCAACUCAGCCAUGAACCAGGUUUGUCUGUUGCUCCUAUAAGUGCCAUUCCAGCACCAGUCGAGCAGCCGGCGAAGGACGAGAGCUUAAACAGUAAACCUUCAAAGGCUAGGAAAGCUUCUUCUAACAAAGCUCAGUCCAAGCCUUUGAAACCAAAGCAGACGAAGAAGAAGAAGACGAGCUCUUGUCCUGAUGCCAAGCGUGAGAAGAAGGACCUGAACGUGGAUUACCAACAAUCAGACGUCGAUUUCUCUUGGGUGCCUUCCCCGUUUUGUUCUUGUACUGGUGCCCCUAGAGUUUGCUACAAGUGGGGCGCUGGCGGGUGGCAAUCCUCUUGUUGUACUAUAAACAUUUCUGAAUAUCCGCUGCCUAUGAGCUCCACGAGGCCCAGUGCUCGUGUCGCUGGGAGGAAAAUGAGCAAUGGGGCUUACACGAAGCUCUUGCUCAAACUGACGGCGGAAGGCUAUGAUCUGUAUCAACCGGUGGAUUUGAAGGAUCACUGGGCUAGACACGGCACUAACAAGUUCGUGACAAUCAAGUAGACAUAUGGUAUGCUGCUGUCAUCUGAAAAUGGUGCAUUUCGUAGUACAUAGAACUUCUGGAUCCAGAUAGCUGGAGCUUGCCUUAUUGUCUUGUUUUAACUACUCCCAUGUAAUCUUCUUUGGUGUUGUAUUGUACAGUCGAUGUUGGCUAAAUAGUAAAUGUAUCCUAGAAGU